Molecule: messenger RNA, 188 nt
Organism: Dentiscutata erythropus
Lineage: Eukaryota; Fungi; Glomeromycota; Glomeromycetes; Diversisporales; Gigasporaceae
Source: the annotation of a GenBank genome assembly
AUCGUUUUGAAUUGGAUGACAAAAAGCAUGGUAUUACUUCGCCUCUUGUCGGUGCUAGAACAAAAGCUCAAUUAGUUAAAAAUCAUAAGGCUUUUGAAUUGAAACCUAUACAGAUGACAACAUUAGAUGCUGUUUCUGAACUAAAACGAUAUGCCAUUUCCAUAUUCUAUGUAUCAAAAUUUAAAUAG